AUGGACUACUCUGCUGUUUCAGGUGAUACUGAUGCUCUUCAUGAAGCAUCUCCCUGGGGCUCCUCUUCUCCUCGUGCAGACCGAAGUUUUCCAAAUCCCGCUGCCGAUUCUCCAGAGUCUCCCGCUCCGAUUCGAGGGCAUUCGUACCAUCAAUCGCAAGACAGCAUUCCGGACACCCCCUAUCUACCUCAAGCAGGUCCCACAGAACCUCCCGAUCAGGCCCCAAACCAAGCCUCGCCCCAGAUACCGGAGCGGACGCAAGCUGCGGCAGCAAACCUGCAGGAUAGUCAGGUACCAGCCCUUGUCCAACAGAAUGCUGGUCCACCACAGCCGCGACCGGGUGCGGCUAGAUACCAUAGUGCCAAACAGCAAAGGCCUGUUCCACAGUAUAAGUUACAAGCCAAGGUAACGGCCUUGGAAAGGACAGGACGCAAAGAUCCCGUCAUUAGGUUUGACGUCCACACCAAUCUGCCCAAGUUCCGCACCACCCAGUUCCGAGAUGUCCGUCGAACUCAUUCCGAAUUCGUCAAGCUUGCGGAGCAUCUAAUAUCUUCGAAUCCGGAAGCCCUGGUGCCUGCUGUCCCGCCGAGUCUCACGUCCGCUGGGGCGGGGACCGACGAGGACGAAGCUCGUGUCAAACAAUCCAUACAAAGGUGGCUCAAUUGCGUCUGUAGCAAUGACGCGCUCAUGCGCGAUGAAGAGAUGGUAUUCUUCGUGGAAAGCGAUUUUGGCUAUUCACCUGUCGUGAGGAUGAAACAGCCCGCAACAGGUGUCCGACGGAAGGUCAUAAAACAGUUUGCACCUCCACCGGAUGAUACCCCUGAGCUGCACGAAGCUCGUCCCAUGGUUAAGAUGUUCUAUUUGGGCUCGCUGGACACGACACUGGGUCUUGCGGAAUCAUCUCUCGGAGAAAAGAUGGGCCAAAUGCACGUGCAGGAAACACACCCGGGCCUCUCAACUGCUUAUCGGAAAUUGGGCCGCAUAAUUCAAACGUGUGGCGAUUAUCAUGCGGCACAGGGAACUGCCGAAGCUACCACUCUCGGUGAUCCUCUCACCUAUCAUUCCUCCGACGCAUUCAUUGUCAAAGAGACUCUGACCAAUCGACAUAUCCUCCUCCGUGAAUUAAUCCAAGCCGAGGCAUCUCGACGCAGCAAGGAGACGGCCGUGCAGCGACUGAAGAGCAGCUCCAACGUCCGACGGGAUAAAGUUGACGAGGCGAUUUCGGCACUGGACGAAGCUUUGAGCCAGGAGAACUACCUGCGCUCUAAAACUCAGCGCGUCACGGCAAAUCUUCUGCUUGAGAAGCGCAAAUGGUUCGAACGAACCUCGAACGAAUUUCUGUUUUCUCUUCGAGAGUACGUCUUGCGUCAGAUCGAAGCUGAGCGCCGGACGUUGGCAACGCUGGAGUCCGUUCGGCCCGAUAUUCGAGCCAUUGACGCCUCGGGUGGGUUGAGUCGGCUGGGCCGAGAGAGUCAUCCUACUGUCCGCAGGGUCAGCAUGGCAAGUAGUCAAGGAGCCAAGGGCGACGCCUGGAGCGGUGUGCCACGAAGUAGAGACGCUCUGUCGCGCAGUUUGAGCGGAAGUUUCGGACCCGGUGGCAUCCCGGAAGCGGACGAGAAUGGGACAGAUGCGGAUGGAUCGAUGCGUGGUGGGAGACCGAGAAGUGGAACGGGAACCGCGAGUUUGGAACGUGUCAAAGAAGACGAGGAUGAUGAUCGCGUCGAUGCUAGGAACGCGGCGAGUCGGUUGGCGCAGAGCACGUUUUGA
Rhinocladiella mackenziei CBS 650.93 is the source of this 1767-nucleotide messenger RNA. RefSeq lists its product as uncharacterized. Gene Ontology annotation, cellular component: endosome; retromer, tubulation complex; retromer complex. Gene Ontology annotation, biological process: retrograde transport, endosome to Golgi; intracellular protein transport. The record is from RefSeq and is a predicted model, not a curated record. The transcript has 3 exons. Lineage: Eukaryota; Fungi; Ascomycota; Eurotiomycetes; Chaetothyriales; Herpotrichiellaceae. Gene Ontology annotation, molecular function: phosphatidylinositol-3-phosphate binding. The coding region runs from base 1 to 1767 and encodes 588 amino acids.